AUGAGAGCUACAACAAUUGUCCUGAGCCUUGCCAUUUUGGCCAGUUUCCAUGUGAGGAACAGCGAGGCGGUCGCCUGCACAUCUUUUGAUCCCAAUUUGCCAGCUGGAUGCACCGACUGUGAGGCUGCGGGCAAUGAAAACCAUGUGGAUUGUGUGACAACAACAACAACGACAACAACAGAGGCUGCAACAACCGGCACUGGAACAACUGGCACUGGAACAACCGGCACUGGAACGGGAAAUGGUGGGAGAACUGUGCGCGUUACCAAUCUGAGGUACACAAAUGUGCGUCGCGUUCGCGCUAAUCGCAAUGGAAACACCUCAGGCAGCAGCACUGGACGCCGCAACGUGAGACGUGCAAACGCGAGCCGUGGAAAUGUGCGACGUGGAAAUGUGCGACGUGGAAAUGUGCGACGUGGAAAUGUGCGACGUGGAAAUGUGCGACGUGGAAACGUGCGACGUGGAAACAAGAAUCGCCGCAGUGGAGCCAACGUACGCGUUGUCAGGGGAUAA
Messenger RNA from Drosophila virilis, 513 nucleotides. RefSeq lists its product as uncharacterized. The record is from RefSeq and is a predicted model, not a curated record. Lineage: Eukaryota; Metazoa; Arthropoda; Insecta; Diptera; Drosophilidae.